AUGGAGGGCGGCGGGGCCCAGCCCAGCCUGCAGCUGGUGUACCAGGCCGUGCAGGCCCUCUACCAUGACCCCGACCCCAGCGGCAAGGAGCGGGCCAGCUGCUGGCUGGGCGAGCUGCAGCGCUCGGUGCACGCCUGGGAGAUCUCAGACCAGCUCCUGCAGAUCAGGCAGGAUGUGGAGUCGUGCUACUUUGCAGCACAGACGAUGAAGAUGAAGAUCCAGACCUCAUUCUACGAGCUCCCCACCGACUCGCACGCGUCCCUGCGUGAUUCUUUGCUGUCCCACAUCCAGAACUUGAAGGAUCUCUCGCCGGUCAUCGUCACCCAGCUCGCUUUAGCAAUAGCAGACCUCGCCCUGCAGAUGGCUUCUUGGAAGGGCUGCGUGCAGACGCUGGUCGAAAAGUACAGCAAUGAUGUCACCUCACUGCCCUUCCUGCUGGAAAUCCUCACGGUGCUGCCCGAGGAGGUGCACAGCCGCUCGCUGCGCAUCGGCGCCAACCGCCGCACCGAGAUCAUCGAGGACUUGGCCUACUACUCCAGCACUGUUGUCUCACUGCUGAUGACAUGUGUGGAGAAAGCAGGCAACGAUGAGAAGAUGCUCAUCAAAAUCUUCCGGUGCCUGGGGAGUUGGUUCAACCUGGGGGUCCUGGACAGCACCUUCAUGGCCAACAGCAAGUUGCUGUCGCUCCUUUUUGAGGUGCUGCAACAAGACAAGACUUCCUCCAACCUGCACGAGGCUGCCUCAGACUGCGUCUGCUCGGCGCUUUACGCCAUUGAGAAUGUGGAGACCAACUUGCCCCUGGCCCUGCAGCUCUUCCAGGGGGUCCUUACCCUCGAGAGUGCCUACCACAUGGCCGUGGCACGAGAGGACCUGGACAAGGUGCUCAACUACUGCCGCGUGUUCACCGAGCUCUGCGAGACCUUCCUGGACAAGAUUGUCUGCACGCCUGGCCAGGGGCUGGGCGACCUGCGGACGCUGGAGCUGCUGCUGAUCUGUGCAGGGCACCCGCAGUACGAGGUGGUCGAAAUCUCCUUUAACUUCUGGUACCGCCUGGGGGAGCACCUGUACAAGACGGAGGAUGCCGUCAUCCAUAGCAUCUUCAAAGCCUACAUCCAACGCCUGCUGCACGCCCUGGCCCGGCACUGCCAGCUCGACUCAGACCACGAGGGCGUCCCAGAGGAGACAGAUGACUUCGGCGAGUUCCGGAUGCGCGUCUCAGACCUGGUCAAGGACCUCAUCUUCCUGGUGGGCUCGGUGGAGUGCUUCGCACAGCUCUAUGCAACACUGAAAGAUGGCAAUCCACCCUGGGAGGUGACGGAGGCUGUCCUCUUCAUCAUGGCCUCCAUCGCCAAGAGCGUUGACCAGGAGAACAACCCGACGCUGGUGGAGGUUCUGGAGGGAGUGGUGCGUCUCCCUGAGACAGUGCACACGGCCGUGCGCUACACCAGCAUCGAGCUGGUGGGCGAGAUGAGCGAAGUGGUGGACAGGAACCCACAGUUCCUGGACCCUGUGCUGGGCUACCUGAUGAAGGGGCUGUGUGACCGGCGGUUGGCUUCGGCCGCAGCCAAGGCCAUCCACAACAUCUGCUCGGUGUGCCGCGACCACAUGGCGCAGCACUUCACCGGGCUGCUGGAGAUCGCCCGCUCCCUCGACUCCUUCACGUUGUCCCCGGAGGCUGCAGUUGGGCUCCUCAAGGGGACGGCGUUGGUCCUCGCCAGGCUGCCCCUGGAGAAGAUCGCUGAGUGCCUGAGCGAGCUGUGCGCCGUGCAAGUGCUCGCCCUGAAGAAGCUGCUCUCACAGGAGCCGAGCAAUGGGCUCUCCUCCGACCCCACUGUGCCCCUGGACCGCCUCGCUGUCAUCUUCAGGCACACCAACCCCAUUGUGGAGAACGGGCAGAUCCACCCGUGCCAAAAAGUCAUCCAGGAGAUCUGGCCCGUGCUUUCUGAGACCCUGAACAAGCACAGCGCCGAUAACCGCAUCGUGGAGCGCUGCUGCCGCUGCCUGCGCUUCGCCGUGCGCUGCGUGGGGAAGGGCUCUGCUGCACUGCUGCAGCCCCUGGUCACACAGAUGGUGAGCGUGUACCGGGCGCACCAGCACUCGUGCUUCCUGUACCUGGGCAGCAUCCUGGUGGAUGAGUAUGGGAUGGAGGAGGGCUGUCGGCAGGGGCUGCUCGACAUGCUGCAGGCUCUCUGCAUCCCCACCUUCCAGCUCCUCGAGCAGCCCAGUGGCCUCCAGAACCAUCCCGACACCGUGGAUGACCUUUUCCGCCUCGCAGCCAGGUACCUUUGUCCCCAUAUCUCUGCAUCCCCAUAUACACAUGUCCCCAUGUCUCUGAAUCCACACAUCCCCGUGUUUCCAUAUCUCCGUGUUCCUGCAUCCCUGUGUGAUCUACAUUUCUGCAUCUGCAUGUCUCCAAGUCCUUCGUGUCCCUCUGUCCCUGCAUUUUCUUGUUCCCAAGUCCUCUGUGUCCCCGUGUCUAACUCUUCCUGCAUGCCCAUGUCCCCAGAUCCUCUCUGUCCCCGUGUCCCUGCAUCCCCAUGUCCCCCAUUCCCCGCGUCCCGAUGUCCCCAUGUCCUCCUUGUCCCCCUGUCCCCAUGUGACAUCCCCAUAACACGCUGUCAUCACAUCCCCCU
Messenger RNA from Centrocercus urophasianus (Greater sage-grouse), 2633 nucleotides. It is a transcript of the gene TNPO3, whose product is annotated as transportin 3. Gene Ontology annotation, biological process: protein import into nucleus. Gene Ontology annotation, cellular component: cytoplasm; nuclear membrane. The transcript is spliced from 18 exons. The annotation marks the transcript as partial. Lineage: Eukaryota; Metazoa; Chordata; Aves; Galliformes; Phasianidae. The record is from RefSeq and is a predicted model, not a curated record.